This is a messenger RNA of Geodia barretti, 1170 nucleotides long. The record is from the annotation of a GenBank genome assembly. NCBI's taxonomy places the organism in Eukaryota, Metazoa, Porifera, Demospongiae, Tetractinellida, Geodiidae.
AUAAUUGGGUUAGCUUUGGAGCAGUGGCGGACGUUGGCAGGUGUGGGGUAGUCGAGUGCGAGGGAGUCUGGCUGCCAUAAAUGCCCAAAGGAGGAAAGGCGGGCGGUGGUGGCAAGGGAGGAGGGAAGGCGGCUGCGGCGGGAGGCAGUAAAAGUGGGGGUGGGAGCAAAUCAAAGAGCAAAGGGGCAGAGGUUGGCGAUGACUCCAGUGGUGGCGGUAAGACCAAGAAAGGGGGCACAGCCGUGAAGGUGAGGCAUAUUCUGUGUGAAAAGCACUCGAAAGUCAUGGAGGCCAUGCAGAAGCUGAAGGAAGGUCAGAGAUUCAGUGAAGUUGCGACUGCCUACAGCGAGGACAAAGCCAGGCAGGGGGUACACUUUCCUCAGAUUUCUCCUCUUCCUUAUUCCACUGACCCUCGUGCUUUUAUCUCGAGUUUUUUUUUUACUUCUUCCUGCUUCUGUAUGUCUUUAUUCUCAUUUUAUCUUUCACUGGGUUGUCUUACCAACUCCCUCUCUUUUCUCUUUCUACUUCCUUCUUAUGUCAUUUAUCCUCUCAUUUUUCACUGGGUUGUCUUAUAUAUCUUUUCCUUUUCCUUGCUUUCUUUACUCUAUCUAACCUCUAUCUUUGCCCUUUUAAAAACAGUGAUGUAAUAGUGAUGUAAGGCGUUUUUCCUCGUUGGCAACACUGCACUAGACAUCUAUGUCUCUCCCUAUAUAUAUAGUUCCUUUUCUUCUCUUUCACUGGCUUGUUUCACCAGUUUCCUCCCCUCUCCCUCCCCACUCCCACCACCACCCAGGGUGACCUGGGCUGGAUGACACGGGGUUCCAUGGUAGGACCAUUCCAGGAUGCUGCCUUUCAGCUGCAGCCCAGCACAGUCGACUCCCCUAGCUACACGGACCCUCCAAUCAGAACCAAAUUUGGCUACCACAUCAUCAUGAUAGAGGGGAAGCGAUAACCCUUGGUUCUGCUCACUCUGCGUGUUUGUGUUGUUGUUCUAUUUGGCAUGCAAAAGUGUACAAUACCAGUGGAAUUUCUGAAUUAUUUCUUUAGGAUAAAAUAACCAUUUUUCCAAUUAUCCGUGUACACAUUACACAAUUACCCUGUUAUCUCUGUGUUUAGUUUUCAUCGUCAGUUCAUACAUUUUGUAAACUUUGUGGGGAAGAAAAAAUGAGU